Alternaria ethzedia is the source of this 909-nucleotide messenger RNA. RefSeq lists its product as uncharacterized. The record is from RefSeq and is a predicted model, not a curated record. Bases 1 to 909 code for a protein of 302 amino acids. The transcript has a single exon. Lineage: Eukaryota; Fungi; Ascomycota; Dothideomycetes; Pleosporales; Pleosporaceae.
AUGCCGCCCAGGAUACCCGUCCGACCCUCUGCAGCUGCCAAUGGCUGGAGUAGCAGCCUGUGUGUGCGUGCCUUCUCCUCCACACCAUCCGCCCUCGCCCUCGGUCCGCAGUCGCCAAACUACAUCGACGUGCCGAAGCCGCUGCAGCCCACGUACCCGGCCAAGCCCGCGGUAAAGGGCCACCUCCCCAUCCCAAGAGACGUCUUCAAGACAAGGAAUAAGCACCCGAAAGAGUCAGACAUCUUCCUCGACCGGAGUACCAAGGAGCCCAAAGAAGUCAAGGCCCCCGGACCAUACAGCCGGGAUGUCGACUACCGGUUAUACAAGCAGAGGCUGGCGGAGAAGCGGAGAGAGAAUUUGAAAGAGGGUGUCAAGGCGCUGCACGAGCGAAAGGUCACAUCAGAGGCCGAGUACAUGGCCAAGAUCCAGGCCAUCGGUGCGAAGAGGCGGGAAUUGGCCACGGCACCACGGCGCGAAGUCGACAUCUUGACAGAAACCUCAGUCGCCAAGGGCAUUCGCGACUUCCUCACCGACAGCCUACCCCCACGGCCCGACAUCACAAAGGCCCGGAGCCGAGCAUACCAGCGCCGAGUAGCCCGGAUACAAGAAAUCCGCGCCUCCCGCCUACACGAUCUAUACACCAACGCGCGCAAGUUCAUCGUGGACGAGCAACAAUUAGACGAGGCGAUAGAGAAGGUCUUCGGCUCUGAUGAGCAGCCUGUUGCUUGGGACGCCAGGGGUGUCAUGGGCCCAAGAGAAGACGGCAGGAACGGUCUCAGCCCAUGGGAUGGACCGCUACCAGAGGGUGUCGGCGAUAUGCUCAACAAGCUCAAGGGCGGCGAGGGUGUUGGCCUUGCCAAAGAGCGCGUCAAGAAGGUGGCCGAGGAGCUUACUGGUGGUAAGAUGUAG